AACGAAAUUGACGGUACACAAAAAUCCACAAAGCACAUAAAGCUGCAGCAACCCGCACCGCCCAAUGCGGGCAGCGCCGACAACAAUUGAUACAUCCAUCCUAUAUUACCUUUCCCGUGGGCAUUGACGAAAGGGGUUACAAAGCUUUGCUUGAAUAAGCUUAGAUUGUAAAAGGGGGAGCUGGCCACGAGGCAAAGGAAAAAGGCAAAGAUGUCGGACAACCUCCGUACCGCUUCGUUAUACAUCAACAACCAAUUGUUGUCGCGCGGCCUACUACGCGAUGGCCACAAUAUUGACUUCGCCGACCCGGAGUCCGGCGAGGGGCUGCAAGCCACAAUGGGCAAGGUGAUGAGCGUCAUCAAUGACUUGAUUCUAAGGCGAGACCGCGAUGCCGAGAACCGCGAAUCCUUAUCCGCAACCUUACGUACUCUGCGCGCCGACUCCCAGCGCCACAUCACCGAACUCGCCCGCCAAAACGAAAAGUUGGCGGAUGCCGAACGCAGGGUCGAUUGUUCAGAUGCCACUGAACGCGCCCUGCGCGCCCAGCUCAAGGCUGCCGAGCAAAAUAUACACCGCCUCAAGGAUGAGGCUGCCAAGAUGAAAACCUUGAUCGCCCAAACACGCGCCGCCUGCGCUACUGAGGUUCGCAAGCGCGAUCGCCAAAUUGAUGGCCUCAAGAAGGCCGUCUCCGAUGCGAGCAGGGUCAGAGGCGGCAACAAGAGCCGGGACGUUGUGAGCAUCAGUGUCACUGGCGAGAUUGGUGGCGACGACCGUGGACUACCAGCUGGAGCCACCGAAUCCGAAGGGUACAGCUUACGGCUUGAGACUAACGAGUUUCUCACUGAGCUCGCAAGAGGCCUAAGUGAAGAGAACGAGGGCCUACUCGCACUCGUCCGACACACAGUUGAUGGUCUAAGGGACAUGAGCGGCCUAGAGCGCAGCGCGGAGAGUGUAAACGGAGCUCGAGCCAGUCACCGUACUGAUGCUAGCAACGAGAAUGGCAAUGGAACCGGGAAUGGGAUGACCGGGGCGCCCCAAAAGAGCGCAGAGGAACUCGCAACUGAGCUAGAGACGAUUAUGGAGCAUCUUAGGACGAUACUCACUAACCCCUCUUUCGUCCCUAUUGAGGAAGUCGAGGUGCGUGAAGAAGUCAUCAGCCGUCUUCGCGCUGGGCUCGAGACCAUGGAGUCCCGCUGGAAGGAUGCCGUGCACAUGAUCGACGGCUGGCGCAAUCGCAUGGUGUCAAGCGGCAAGUCUGUCGACAUGGAUGACUUACGCAUGGGUCUCCUUCUCAGCCCUGUUAAGGUCAGGGAUGUUGCGGAGACCGCGGAUGUUGUCCCGAUGAGACUUUCUUGUGUUCAAGAAGAAGAAGAGGAGGAGCAUGAGCGAUACGAAAACCAAAGCCGGCUAGAAGCGAAACAGGAACGGUCCCAGCGAAAGGAACUGCAACGACUGCGAUCACCGAGUCCUGUCGAGUCGCUGAACCUUGUUUCGGCACCUGGAUACGACGCCGAAAACGAAGACGAGAAUUCCGAAUCGGAUUCUAGUAGCGUGUUCAACGACGACAUAGAUAUAGACGAGUUGGACGCCGAGGAACCCAAUGUUCAAGUCCUUCAGGAAUCCACAUAUGCGACGUCGAUGGACUCACCACCUCUACCGCUCCCUCCACAGCUUAGCCCGCUCAAGGAUUCAUAUUCCUCGGGAAAUAGGGGUUCCCUUGGUCGUGAAUAUACCCGUAAGCGCACUGGGGAUUUCACGACCAUCAUAGAAGAAAAGACCUGUGAUCUAGUGGUAGAAGAGGAAGAACGAGGGCCAGUUCCGCCUCCCCACGCAUCCAAACCUCAGUCUCCUAGACAACAACAGAAGACAUCGCCCGUAAGACGGUCGCCGCCGUGGAACCAAGAUCAAUCUCGACCCAGCUCGAUCACAUCAUAUGAUAGCCCGCUAUUCGGCAAAUCCGGACAGAGACCGUCACAAUCAGACCCUGCUCUCAAGCUCUUCUCUAAACCCACGAGUCUAGGCCAACAAGUGCACGCAAAGUCACAGCCGGAACCAGGGACCCCGAACAAACAAACUCCCAACGGGCCUAGGAGGCCGACCACGUCAAGAGACUCGCCCGAUCCGUCAGCAUCCGACAUUAAACGUACGGCAUCGGAACCAAACCAGCAACAACGUGCGUCCACUCCUAGUCGCCAAGGGUCCCCCGCAACGCAGCCACGACCUAAGUCCUCAUCGUCUUUGAAAUCACCGACUUCCGCGGUUCAGAAACAGCAGCAGUCAUUAUCACGUCCCCAUUCCCCUCUCCGCACUGCUACACAAGGGAUGGCUAUCAAUGUGGUCACUGCGAACGCCUCGUCGCGUCUCCCCCGCCCUAAUAGCAUGAAUCCUCCGCAAAGCCCUCUGACGAUGGCUACCAUUGCUGCUAAGCUAGAAGCUUCUGAACGUGAGGCGGAUGCCGCACGUGUAAGAGCCAAACUCAGGGCCGUAAGGAAUAGCGGCCAACAGAGGCGCACGAAAACAACACCAACCGCCACAGCGACGGCUGUAUCGCGCGCCCCUGCGCCUGCCCCGGUACCUUCUAGCCCUUCUCCGCAAGGAGUUCAAACGAGACGGGAGAGGAAUAGCUACACCUCAGUCGAUCCAGUCAAGAAAGAUAGGGAUACGCCCGCCAAAGAGCUAGCGCCAUCACCGGUUAUUUCUCGUUCGGACAGCAGGCGAAAGAUAGCCAAGAUAGAAGAAGAAAAUGGCCAGUACGAUAACAUAGCAGCGCCGAAAGCAGGUGAGGCGUUGUCGUACACUGAUAACUAUGUUGAAGACAAUAGCAGUGUCAACAGCAAGCCUAGGCGUAAGCGUGACCCGACACGCCGCACGAGCAAAGCGGCCUCCCGUCGGAGAAGCACGCUUAGCCCUUGGGAGCUCGAGACGCUUAUCCAAGGGGCUCCUAGUACACCAGGGGCAUGUUAGUUGGGCCAUGCUCACCUAUCUAGCUACCAAACUACACCCUUCUUUCCUCCCUACUUAUCAUACCUAUCUUCCUUAAAAAUUACACCUGUAUACUACGCCUAUCCAUAUUGUCUCUCUAGGUUCA
Molecule: messenger RNA, 3088 nt
Organism: Hypoxylon fragiforme
Lineage: Eukaryota; Fungi; Ascomycota; Sordariomycetes; Xylariales; Hypoxylaceae
Product: Afadin and alpha-actinin-binding-domain-containing protein
Exons: 2
Coding region: 211-2964 (917 amino acids)
Source: RefSeq, a predicted model, not a curated record